AUGGUCAACGUGGGUUCGAAGCUGGUGACAGAACGGACUGCUACAGCAGGAGCAAAGGUUUUUGUGGGACCCGAACUGAUGAAACUCAUACGAGAAAAUGGCCUGAAGGUACUUAGCGUUGCUCGCCUGGCGGGAAUUGUGGGGUCCAAGCAGACGUCCAGCCUUAUCCCUCUGUGUCAUAACAUAUCUUUAUCCUCUGUGGCUGUGGACAUUGAACUGGACUCUGCUCUCAACUGUGUGAUUAUAACUGGCACGGCAAAGUGUAGAGGGCAGACGGGCAUGGAGAUGGAAGCUCUUACUGCUGUAUCGGUGUCUGCCUUAACAGUGUACGAUAUGUGCAAAGCUUUCAGUCAUGACAUUGUGAUAUCUGAAAUAAUGCUUCUGGCCAAAAGUGGGGGAACUAGAGGAGACUUCCACCGGACAUGA
This is a messenger RNA of Schistocerca serialis cubense, 426 nucleotides long. RefSeq names its product molybdenum cofactor biosynthesis protein 1-like. Bases 1 to 426 code for a protein of 141 amino acids. The record is from RefSeq and is a predicted model, not a curated record. The transcript has a single exon. NCBI's taxonomy places the organism in Eukaryota, Metazoa, Arthropoda, Insecta, Orthoptera, Acrididae. Gene Ontology annotation, biological process: Mo-molybdopterin cofactor biosynthetic process.